CAGUUUAUUCACUGAUCAGUACCGUCAUAACAAUCGAGCAAGCACGAUGGCUUCUGAUUAUGUGGAGAAUCUUCUCACCUUAGGUGAAUCUACUCCACUGAAGGAUGAUCUAAGUGGUGUUGCGAUUCCGGCCUGGUUCGAUGAACGCAAGUUCAAAAGGGCACAACGCUAUUUCCAACGGAACUUCGCCGCCAUCUACUAUGGAACCAUCUGCGGAUUGUUGGCCGUCAUGUCAGUUCCGUCGAUUUUGAAUGCCUUAGUUUUUGCAACCGGCGGUAAACCGUCCUUCCGCGUUGCAGCUCGUCGCUAUUUAGGAGCUUUGAGACAUACAAUCAACUGGUACUGUGAGGACCCAAAGUUGCUCGAAAGUAGCUCUUGGCAAUCACUAAAGCACGUGCGACAGGUUCAUUCCUCCAUUCAGAGGCGAGCGAAGACCAGCAACUAUGGAGUGAUCAUCUCACAGAGGGAUAUGGCGAUUACACAGUUCGCUUUUUUUGGGUUUGUGAUAUUGAAUCCGAAUAAAUUAGGAGCUCAAAACGAUCCAAGAGAUCUGGAUGCUAUGUGUCACUUUUGGAGAGUCUUCGGAUAUUUACUUGGAAUGGAAGACCGGUUCAAUCUGUGCACGGAUUCGUUUCAGGAGACUUGCUAUCGCAUGGAAACACUUCUAGAAAAUUUUAUAAAACCAUCAUUCGAACAGCGAACUGAGAAAUGUGACGAAGCAUAUCGUGAUCUUUUGGAAGGAUUGUGGUGCUUCAAUGUGCUUCUGGAUUACAAGGCUUUAACAUAUUGCGCGGGAAGAGUCGUGGGUUCAUCGAAAUUUAGCCAGUAUUGGUGCACGGAUAGUGUUCAGGACAAUGAUGAUUCAAAGUUGCAGCUUAACAUGGAAUGGAAAAGUCGUGUCGUGCUAUUUUUAAUUCUCACUAUUCACGAAGUGCUUCUGAAAUAUGAAUUAUUCCGACGAUGUUUCAACACUGCUUUAAUAGCAUCGGGACAGGCAGCUUUUUGGAUUUAUUCACAAGUAGGAGGCACUCUACAACGAUUCGUUCAAAAUUUCAUGAAUGUAAUUAUCCAUAAACCACAUACUCUUUCCUAAGGUGAAGCAUAUCAGAAUCCGAUUUCAAAAUUGACUUUUAAAUUCUAGAAGCAAAAAUCGGCGUAAUUUUGAUCAAUUUAUUGAUAUUUGUGCUUCCAAAAAUGAGAGGGAGUGUAAACCAGCUAUUCUAGUGGCCAAUAGUGGAUUGCAAGGUGCUUAAAGAAUAGAAAGAUUUGUUUUUAUUUAAUGGUAUAAAGAUGAUAAGAAACCAUUAGAUAUUGACUCACAUUGAUCUGUUGUUACCUACACAAUAUAUCCAAUUCACUUAAAUAACUUGUUUAAACCGAUACAACCAGCGAUUUAUGCCUAAUAAACAUUUCAGCAAAUCUGGUUUCCGUAAAAUUGGAAAACCUUACAUGAGCGUUCUCAUAACGUCAAAACUUAUAUGGGGAGUUCAUUCUGCGUUAGUCUGUUUGGGAGUUCAAAAUUAAUUAUAAAUAUUGUUACCUAAUAAAAAUAUUUACCUUUUAUAGUUAAUCAA
Molecule: messenger RNA, 1574 nt
Organism: Armigeres subalbatus
Lineage: Eukaryota; Metazoa; Arthropoda; Insecta; Diptera; Culicidae
Exons: 5
Coding region: 47-1093 (348 amino acids)
Molecular function (GO): oxidoreductase activity
Source: RefSeq, a predicted model, not a curated record